Seminavis robusta is the source of this 501-nucleotide messenger RNA. The record is from the annotation of a GenBank genome assembly. Lineage: Eukaryota; Bacillariophyta; Bacillariophyceae; Naviculales; Naviculaceae.
AUGGCAGACGACGAUGAUGACAACGAUAACGGUGGUGGCGAAGAGGAAGAGGAGGAGGAUCAAGAGGAGGAGGAAGAAGACGAAGCCGAAGUAGAACUUGGGAGCAAGGACACACACUCAGAGGAAGAGGGAGACGAGGAGGACGCAGGAAGCAACGGUGGUGAUGACGACAAUAACGAAGACGCAGACGAUGGAGAGGAAGGGGACGAAAACAAUGGAGAAAAUGAAGGCGGGGAUGAAGAAGAUGAAUCCGAUGAAGAGGAAGAUAGUGACGAUGAUGAUGACAAUGGGCUUGGGACAGCUGCUCUCUUGGGUCCAGAAAUCAUCGACGAAGAGGAUGCAGCCGAAGAUUUUAUUCCCCCGGCGGACGCUGAUGAUUCCGACCAGGAGAUUUCAGACGAAGAGGGUGAUGAAGACGGUGAUGAAGAAGACGACGACGAUGAAGAGGGGGAUGGUUCGGUCGAUGGAAAACCACCUUCGAAGAAGCCAAAAAUUCAAUAG